AUGUCCUCAGAAGCUAGAAAUCGCUCCCGCACAGUGAAUGAGUUUGUCCUCUUGGGUUUCCCUUGUCGCUGGGAAAUACAGCUCUUCCUCUUUUCCAUCUUCCUUGUGACAUACAUCCUGACUAUUCUCGGAAACAUGGCCAUCGUGUGUGCAGUGCGCUGGGAUCACCGACUCCACACCCCCAUGUACAUCCUGCUGGCCAACUUCUCCUUCCUGGAGAUCUGCUAUGUCAACUCUGAUGUGCCCAACAUGCUGGCCAACUUCCUCUCCAGGAGCAAAACCAUCUCCUUUACUCAGUGCCUUCUCCAACUGUACUUCUUCUUCUCACUUGGCACAACAGAGUGCUUAUUUCUCUCUAUCAUGGCCUAUGACCGGUUUCUAGCAAUAUGCCGCCCCCUGCACUACCCAACAAUCAUGAAUCCUAAGUUCUGUAGCAGCCUGGUCAUCUUUUGCUGGGUGUAUGGUUUCCUCUGGUUUCUGGUUCCAGUGAUACUUGUCACUCAGCUACCAUUUUGUGGCCCAAAUGUGAUUGAUGACUUUCUAUGUGACCUGGGUCCCCUAUUGGAUCUGGCUUCAGCCUGUGUCCCAAUCCCAGGGACUGUUCUCAUAUGUGGCACCAUGAGCUCCCUCCUCAUCUUUGCAACCUUUUUCUACAUUAUUGGCUCAUACACCCUAGUGCUCAGGGCUGUGAUGCAGGUGCCUUCUGCUGCUGGCCGGAAGAAGGCCUUUUCUACCUGCUCUUCACACCUGGCUGUCGUUUUUCUGUUCUAUGGGUCUGUCAUGAUAACAUAUGUGAGCCCAGGAUCAGGACAAGCAGAAGGCAUGCAGAAGUUCACUACUUUGUUCUACUCAGUUUUGACCCCGUUUUUCAAUCCCAUGAUUUACAGCCUCCGGAAUAAAGAGAUGAAAGAUGCCUUAAAGAAAGUGUUAGGAUACUCCUAA
Molecule: messenger RNA, 942 nt
Organism: Echinops telfairi (small Madagascar hedgehog)
Lineage: Eukaryota; Metazoa; Chordata; Mammalia; Afrosoricida; Tenrecidae
Product: olfactory receptor 11H6-like
Exons: 1
Coding region: 1-942 (313 amino acids)
Biological process (GO): G protein-coupled receptor signaling pathway
Cellular component (GO): membrane
Molecular function (GO): olfactory receptor activity; G protein-coupled receptor activity
Source: RefSeq, a predicted model, not a curated record